UAUUUCCGUCUGAUGUUCACCAUGGACAUGGCGGAACAUUACCGGAAGGAGGUUCCAGUGUACGGAGUCAGCUACAGUACCUUGGAACAGAUUGUCAACUUCGCCUACACAGACACGUACAAGACCACCAUAGAGGAACUUCUGUCAGCCGCCGACAUGUUUCAGAUUCUAAACCUUCGAAGGGCCUGCGCAAAACACAUCAUGGACAAACUAAACGUCGACAACUGUGUCAAGUUCUACUUCUUCGCCUCCCUUCACAACUGCGACGAUCUCAAGAAGUCUUGCAAGGAGCUCAUAGAGGAUCACUUCAUAUUGGUGUCUCAAAAGGAAGAAUUCCUGGACCUCGACCAGGACCAGGUGUCUGAACUUCUAGCCAGUGACGAUCUAAACGUGCAGAAAGAAGAAGACGUGUACGAAGCCGCCUUGAGAUGGAUCAAACAUUUGCCGCAGUCCAGAGCAGAAAGCGCGCCAAAACUCAUCAAAGAAGUCAGGUUAACGAGAAUGGAUCGUUCUUACCUAGAUGAACAACUCGCCACGGACGAUCUUCUGUCGUCCUCGCCAGAGUGCGUGAGUUUUAUAGAACAGGCUGGGGCCACGCAAGUCUUGGAUGAAUCUAGCGGCUCGGCUUGUAGUGUUGCUUGUAAGGACAGCCCUAGACAUGGUAUGAAGGAAGCCAAUACUAUAUUCAUCAUUGGAGGGAAGCAGUACACAGAUAUGGGAGACAUACAGUACUGUAGCACCUGUUUUUGUUUCGACCCAGUCAACAAGACCAAAUGUACGGUACCUACACCCGAGGACGCGUUCUGUCUCAGUAACAUGGCGUGUACGUUCUACGGGAGUUUUUUGUACGUGGCUGGAGGAACUGUACAAGACCUACAUUCCUCUUCGGGAUGGCGACCGUCCGAUGAGUUUUGGGAGUAUGACUGUGUACAUAACAUGUGGUCACAGAAGCCCAACAUGUCGCACCCUAGGUCUAACUUUUCUAUAGUAGCGAUAGAAGGAUGUAUAUACGCUCUUGGGGGUUCGUAUAGAUCAGGAAGGUACGACUUAGUGGAGGUAUUCGAGUUGGAAAAUGAGGCUUGGACUGACGCGAAGCCCAUGCCUUACCCUUUGUCGGAUCACUGCGCGGUCGCUUUGGACGGGAAGAUCUACGUCAUGGGCGGAUUUGCCGGUGGAUCCAGGAAAGGGAUCACCAACCGCGCACUUUGUUACGACACGGCGGUGUCAGCCUGGACGGAAAUACCCACUCUGAUGGUCAUGAAGAAAAGGGCAAGCGCUGCGGUACUGAACGGAGAGGUUUAUGUAAUCGGGGGAACAGACUACAUUGAGGAGAUGGAUAUAGUAGAGAUCUAUAACGUUGAGAAGAAGAGAUGGCGGCUGGGAGCGAGACUACCAGAGGAGUGUUGUUCAGCAGGAGUGGCGGUUAUAGACGGGAAACUGUACGUCUGUGGAGGAGUGAGGUUCCACCAGGUGCUUGAUGGGAUAUGGGUGUACAACGCGCAGGGUGACAGUUGGGAGAGGAUGUCGGGAGUUAAACUGACACGGCAGUUUGAAUUUGGGAGCACGGCGGCGCUCAUCAACCAACAGAGGCUGAAAACGGUAGAGGGAAAGAAAACCUGAUGUCUCUUAAAGUCUGUCAUAAUGUUUGAUCAUAAAGAUAUUGGAACAAAUCUAACAGCAACACAAAUGAAAUGUAUGCAGU
This is a messenger RNA of Branchiostoma belcheri (Belcher's lancelet), 1702 nucleotides long. RefSeq names its product kelch-like protein 17. The coding region runs from base 13 to 1620 and encodes 535 amino acids. Gene Ontology annotation, molecular function: protein binding. Lineage: Eukaryota; Metazoa; Chordata; Leptocardii; Amphioxiformes; Branchiostomatidae. The transcript has 3 exons. The record is from RefSeq and is a predicted model, not a curated record.